Molecule: messenger RNA, 17679 nt
Organism: Syngnathoides biaculeatus (alligator pipefish)
Lineage: Eukaryota; Metazoa; Chordata; Actinopteri; Syngnathiformes; Syngnathidae
Gene: serinc3
Product: serine incorporator 1
Exons: 10
Coding region: 487-2043 (518 amino acids)
Cellular component (GO): membrane
Source: RefSeq, a predicted model, not a curated record
UGCAGUUCCUUGUAUCAUGUUAAGUAUCUCUUGGAUGCUAAACCUUGCUUUGUGUUUGACCUUGCCUCUUUGCCUGCUGAUUCUGUUUCUGUUGCUUUCUUGGUCUGCUAGCCGGUCAUGGUUGUUAUUCGAGAGGACAAUGGAGCAGGUACUUCAACUGGCGAUUAGAGAGCAUGAGGUGGCAAAUUCAUUGAUCACACUACAGCAAGGCAAACGUAGGGUUUCAGAUUACGCCAGAGUAACCUAUUCUAUCUGCCGAGAACCAGUGAAAUGAACGGGCGCUCCCAGAUGCAUUUUUUCAGGGGCUGUCCCUCAAUGUCAAGGACCAGUUAGUUCCGCUGGACCUGCCUGCAGACCUGGACUCACUCAUUGCCCUCGCUCUAAAAAUUGCUAAAAGGCUCAUGGAUAGUGAACAGGACAACGCUCUGCAGAGGAAUAUGUCACCACGCACCAGGGAUACCGGAAACCAUCCGUCUGCUGCUUCUGAUGCAGCGGAACCCAUUCAUGGGCCGUUUCCGCCUACCUCCUGAGGAAUGUCUACGCCAGCAGAGAGAGGGGUUCGGCUUCUACUGUGGGCAGUCAGGUCACACCAUGGUUUGCUGCCAUGCCAAAGGUGCUGAGACCACUAAAAAGUCUCCGACAACGGUGUCAUGUCUGUGCAGCAGUGCUACAUGUCUCGUGUGCAGCUGCUGCCCAAGUAGCAGGAAUUCCAAAGUGACCAGGAUAGUUUACGCUUCUAUCCUGCUGCUGGGGACCACCAUGGCCUGUAUCAUGCUGUCACCAGGGGUGGAUAAACAUCUUAAACGGAUACCAGGCUUCUGUGCAGAGGGCACAGGUUCUUCUAUACCUGGCCUGCAAGCUGAUGUCAACUGUGAAAUAUUUGUGGGCUUCAAGGCAGUUUACCGCAUCUGCUUUGGAAUGAGUCUUUGGUUCAUUGGUUUGUCAGUUCUAAUGAUUAACAUCAAGAACAGCAGAGACCCGCGUGCUACAAUCCACAAUGGAUUUUGGUUCUUUAAGAUUAUUGUCUUGGUGGCAAUUACAGCUGGUGCCUUCUACAUUCCAGAUGGAAAUUUUACAUACGCUUGUUUUGUCAUGGGCACUGCAGCAUCCUUUUUCUUCAUUGUGAUCCAGCUGGUCCUGCUGGUUGACUUUGCCCACUCCUGGAAUGAGUCCUGGUUAGAAAAAAUGGAGAAUGGCAACUCAAGAGGCUGGUAUGCAGCUUUGGUGGUGGUCACAGUCAUCAACUACAUCCUGUCAUUAAUUGCUGUUGUACUAUUCUUCAUCUUCUACACCAAACCUGAUGAUUGUUUCAUCAACAAGUUCUUCAUUAGCUUCAACACGUUUUUUUGCUUUGGAGCCUCUGUCAUCUCCGUGCUGGGAAAAGUACAGGAGUUUCAUCCUCGUUCUGGCCUUCUUCAAUCCUCCAUCAUCACCUUGUAUGCCACAUUUCUAACCUGGUCUGCCAUGAGCAACGAGCCAGUACAAACGUGUAACCCUAGCCUGCUGAGUAUUAUCCAUCAUAUAGCGGUGCCCAUAUUUGCUCCUCCUGAGAUCGAAAACCAGACUGCUGUAGUGAUAAUUGGCACAGAGGAACCCAUCCCUACAUCACCUUACCUACACUGGUGGGAUGCACAAAGCAUUGUGGGGCUUGCUAUAUUUGUCUUGUGCAUCAUCUUCUCCAGCAUUCGAUCUUCCAGAACUAGCCAGGUAAACAAACUGACCAUGGCCUCUAAAGACUCUGCCAUCCUGGCUGAGGACGGUAGUGUGGACUCAUCAGAGAAAGCAAGUCGACAAAGGCGAGUGAAGGACAAUGAACAAGACCUAGUCCAAUACAGCUACUCCUUUUUUCAUUUCAUGCUCUUCCUGGCCUCACUAUACAUCAUGAUGACGCUCACAAACUGGUACAGCCCAAAUGCAGACUACACCAUCACCAGCAAAUGGCCAACAGUGUGGGUGAAGAUCACCUGCAGCUGGUUGUGUGUGACCCUCUACAUCUGGACCUUGGUGGCUCCCAUGAUUCUCACAAAUAGAGACUUCAACUGACUUCUUGAGUCGACAUUUCUCCACAAAACCCCUGUAUCAGUUUGUAAAAACUGGGGAUAUCAUGUCGGAAAGAAUGUUCCUUCGAACUGAUGAUUUUGUUAAUUUUAAUGUGAAUGAAGUUGGAGAGUCAAAAGAAACUAAAGCUGGUCUCAGUUCAUACCAAGAGACUUUAGGAUUUGCAUAAUUUUGUAGCCCUUUCAUCAUGGUCAUAUCCUAUCAAAAGAUUUACCGCAGUCUAGCUUACUACUUUGUCUCCCCAAUGCCUUAAACAUGUUUUUAAAGUUAAAGUUAGUUAGUUGGUUAGUUAAAGUGAAGAAAAUAGGUAUUUGAACACCCUGCUUUAGUACUGCUAUAUAUUAUAUAUAUAUAGGAGUGGCCCAAAAUCCCUCCUGCAGUGUGUGCAAAUCUGGUGAACAAUGACAGGAAACAUUUGACCUCUGUAAUUGCAAAGAAGGCUACUGUACCAAAUAUUAUCAUUGGUUUUCUCAGGUGUUCAAAUAUGUAUUUGCAGCCGUAUCACACAAAUAUAUCGUUAAAAAAAAAAAUCAUACAUUGUGAUUUCUGUAUUUUUCUUUCAAGAUUAUCUCUCACAGUGGACAUACACCUACGAUGAAAAUUUCAGACCCCUCCAUAAUUUCUAAGUUGAAGAACUUGCAAUAUACCAGGGCGUUCAAAUACUUAUUUUCGUCACUGCAGUUAGUUCGUAAAUGGCUGCUCAAACACGAAAAUAUAAAUACAUAAAUAUAAAUUUUAAAAAAAAGUAAAUAUAUAUAUAUAUAAUGAAAAAUAUCAAAUGCUGUGUUUCCCAAAUAUUUGUAAAACAUGCUUUGGUUUAAUAGGUCUUGAAAUCUUUUUAAUAAAUAAAUCUGAACGCUUAAAAUGCCCUAAAUAUUUGCCUAAAUGAAAGAAUGGUGAUGCUUUAUUUAAAAGUUGAGUAGAUAUACACAAACCCAAUUCCAUUGCAGUUGGGAUUUUGUGUUAAAUGUAAAUAAAACAGAAUCCAGUGAUUUGCAAAUCAUGUUCAAUCUAUAUUUGUCAUGGCUGUGGUCAUUCCCUCUGCCUCACGCACAGCGGCUCCUGUGAGCACCUUCCCCACCUAUUCCUUGUUUGUUAAUUGUGUCUUUCAUAUACAGUUGUACUGCUACUUACGGACGCUAAUAGAGCUGCUACCUACCGACCUUUUGCCUCCCAUUUAACCCUCUGAUCACACUACAACUUGUCACAAGUCUUGCAUUUAGGUCCUCUCCCAUGUUCUGCCUGUGACAGAAUGAACUAGCCACAACAUGGACCCAGCAGACUCUGACCCAGUACUAAAUGUCUUCUAGGGACGACGCAGAGAAACAAACAUCUUGCUGCACUCCAUCGUCAACUGCAGGGACUAUUGCAACAACAGCAUGAGAUGAUUAGACAGUCUGAGUUGCUCCUUAGCAUAGUGCAUGAAAGGGAGGUCGCCGCCGCAACGUCCGACAUUGCUAAAUUGCCACCACCGCCCCGAGAGCCAGCUGCCAUACCACAACCUACUGCUGCUGCUGCUGCUUGGCCACAGGUCUCAUGACAGAAUAAGUUCUUGGGAGACUCUGGAAAUAUCAAGCCUGUGAGCUUCACUUUGAGCUGCAGUUUGCAGCUUUCCUCAACGAGUGGGCAAAGAUAGCCUUCGUCAUCUCCCACUUGACUGGCUGUGCGGAGGCGUGGACCACUGUAGAAUGGACCCGCAACUCUAUUGCCUGUCACUUCUGGACCUUGUUUGUGAAAACGGUGAGGCAGAUAUUCCAGUAUUGCAUGCCCAAGCAAGAGGCUGCAAAUUCUCUAAUCCACAUUGCAGCAAGGGAAGCGCAGGGUGUCAGAUUACGCCAUAGAGUUACGCAUUCUUGCAUCGGGCUUGAGUGGGCGCUUCUUGACGCAUUUCUUCACGGACUAUCCCAUGAGGUAAAGGAUCUGCUCAACAAAUGAGAAAUCCCCACUGAGUUGGACUUGCUCAUAGCCCGCGCUAUCAAAAUUGACAAGCGGCUCAUCAAUCGUGAAUUGCACCGAGACCGACGGAAGGACACAUCAGCGUGCGCCAGGAGGAGGAGCUUCGACUAGAAGUCGAACAGGAACAAGAAAUCGGUCAUCAGCCGAAAGCUACUUUCCAACAGGGUUCACACUCACUCUGACCCAAAAAAAGAGCUUUUUAGAGGCAUUCCUAGGGGCCGACACGAAAAAUUUAGGGCCAUCGUGGCUAAUCAAGAAUAAAGAAAAAAGACUCACCCAAUGGUGCCAUCAAAAAUUAUUGGGUCAUCAAAGGUUCCAGUACCUAAGUUCCUGUCACAGUGAUCACCUGGGACUUUUAGGGCUGCGUAUGAACCCUGUGCCAGCGUCACCAUGGAUGAACACAUGCAACUGGGCAUGUUGCACCUUUCACCUGAGGAAUCUCGGCGCCGGCUGAAGGAGGGUCGGUGCUUCUCUUGCAUCCAGAAGGGGCACAUUGUGGCUAACUGUCACGCCAAAUCUGUGGGUGCUUCCUAUAGGAGCACCAGAAUGGUGAGUCUAACCCUUAUCCCAAGAGAUUUUGCACAUGCUCAUCCCCAAGCGACAUUUUUAUCGCCAGACCAAGAGAUCCGAAUAACUGCAUUCCUUGAGUCUAGUUCUGAUGCUUAUUUAUUAAACUCCAUUCUUGUCCAACGCAUGCAUUUCGGAACAUUUGAAGUCAAACGCCCAGGCAGCAUCUUUGUCACCGAUAGCACUUUUUUAGGCAAGAUCAGCUACUGCAUCCAAACAUUUACUGUACCAUCUCAUUCCCAGACUCUCUCACUGACUGAAUUAGCUUUUGAUUAGUAAUUAGUCUUUGAUGCCAUGAACCCAUCCAUCCGUCCAUCCAUCGAUUUUCUUUGCCGCUUAUUCUCACGAGGGUGCAGGAGCCUAUUAAAGCUUCCAACGGGGAGGAGGCAGGGUCCACCCUGAACUGGUUGGCAGCCCAUCACUGGGCAAUGCCAUGAACCAUAACCUCAUUUUGGGGAACCCAUUGCUUAAGUUGCAUAACCCGCACAUCGUUUCCUCUGCAGGAACAGUUAUGUCAUGGGGCGGUAGUGCGCCCGGACCUGUUUCACAGGCCACCAUUUGACGUUUGGGAGAGUGCCCUCAAACAAGUGCCACCAACUCCUCUGUUACCAUGACUUUAGGCAUGUGUUCUCUAAAUGCAAAGCUUAGACUCUCCCUUCCAUCACACAGGCUGUACAAUUCCGCCAUUGACUUGUUGCCGGGCACCACAGCUCUGCGGGGUAGACUUUUUUUCUCUUACAGGACAUGAACGCCAAGGCAAUAGGGAGUAUGUGGCGGAAUCGCUGGCUGUUGGUCUCAUACGUUCUUCCUCGUCCCCAGCCGGUGCCGGGUUUUUCUUCGUGAGCAAGAAGGAUAAGACCCUGUGUCCCUGUAUUGAUUAUUAGGGCCUCAACAACAUUACAGUGCAGAACAGGUACACCCUGCCUUUCAUCUCUACUGCAUUCGAGCUCCUGGAGGGUCCAAAAUAUUCACAAAGCUGGGCUUGAAGAGUGCUUACCAUCUUGUCAGGAUCAGGGAAGGGGGACAAAUGGAAAUCUGCCUUCAACACAGCGACAGGACACUAUGAGUAUUUACUCAUCCCUUUUGGCUAAACCAAUGCUCCUGCAGUGUUUCAAAACUUUAUUAAUGAUGUCCACCUGGACAUGCUCAAUUUGUAUGUCUAUGUGUAGUUAGAUGAUGUUUUCAUUUUCUCACCUGAAGAAAAAAGCCAUAUUGUCCACGUCUGUACAGUGCUGUAGCGGCUGCUGCAGAAUGGCUUGUACAUUAACGGUGAGAAAUAAAAAUUCCACCAGGAUUUUGUUCACUUUCUAGGAUUUAUGCUAUCUGAGGGGAAGAGCCAUAUGGACCCCAAUGAAACUGAGGCUGCUGCCAAUUGGCCUACCCUUCAAUCACACUAGGACGUUCAAUGGUUUCUGGGGUUACAUGUCUACCGGAAAAUCAUAAUAUUUAUAGUAUAGCCGGGCCGUUGCAUGAGUUCACCUCACCACACUGACCAUUUGUUUGGGACCAGAUAUGACAGGCAGCAUUCAGAAAAUGCCACUUGGCCUUUACCUCCGUCCCCAGUCUCACCCUUCCAGACCCUAAACUCCAGUUCAUUGUGGAGGUAAAUGCAUUCUAUGCAGGUAUAGGUGCAAUAUUUCAGAAGUACUCCAAAGAUGGCAAGUUACAUCCGUAAGAGAAAUUAUGAUAUUAAGGACCAAAAAUUUCUUGCCGUCAGGGUGGCGUUGGCAGUGGAGGCACUGGCUAGAGGGUGCUUGGGUUCCAUUCAUAGUUUGGACAGAUCAUAAAAACCUGGAGUACCUCAAGACAGCUAAAGUAAGAAACUUAAUGCAAUGCAGGCCUGGUGGGCGUUAUUCUUUUCAUGAUUUAACUUUGUGCUCUCAUACUGCCCGGGCUCAAAGAAUGGUAAACCCGAUGCCCUCUCACGAAUCCACUGUGAGGGGAAAAAAAACGCACCUGCGACCCAGACUAUACUACCAGAAUCUUCUCUCUAUUUUGUUUCUAUGUUCGUCUGGGAUAUCAAAACCUUAUUCAAAGAGUCAUUGAAAGAUACUCACUACCCCGAGCAGUGCCUGGAAGGCAGGCUUUACAUGAUCUCGCCCUUAAGGACAGUGUGCCACCCGGGCUUAUACCCAGACAGACUCAGUCAGUUGUCGAGCAGCGCUUUUGGUGGCCCAACGUUAAAAGAGAUGAGGAAUUAUGUCAAUAUGUGUCAGGUGUGUGUGGCCAAAAAGCACUCUCGCCACCAUUCGUCGGAAGAGUUGCAAUACCUACCCAUACCACAACGGCCCUGGUCUGACAUCUUACUAAACUUCGUAACCGGUCUACCAGCCUCACAGGGUAAUACCACGGUUCUUAGUCGUAGAUCAAUUCUCCAAAAUGGCACAUUUCAUCGUGUUUCCCUAACUUCCCUCGGGAAAACAGACUUUGAGCAUAUGACGGCCCAUGCUUUUAGAAUUCUGAGUUUCCCCAGACGUAUAGUAUCAGAGGGCCCCAAUUUGUGUCCAAUUUUUAGGAAAGAAUUUUGUUCUGUCAUAGGUGCUACAGUCAAUUUGUCUUACGGAUUCCAUCUCGAGACUAAUGGGCAGACAGAGCGAGUGAGCCAGGACCUGCAAACCGGGCUCCGUCGUCUUACCUCAGAGGAAACACACCUAGAGCCAGAAGCUGGGUUGGGUUGAGUUCUCACACAAUUCCCUCUCCUCUGCAUCCACAGGUCCAUCUUUUUUUUCCUGCCAUGUCUUCAGGGUCGGCGGUACCUUCUGCUUUAGCGUUAGUGAGACACUGCAGGAGACCCUGGCACCGGACUACAAUGUGGGUCAAUGUGUUUAGCUCCCAACUAGGCACCUGCAACUUCAGGUGGAGUCUUGGAAAUUCGCUCCUAGUUUGGUCUGGUCCUUCCCCAUCGCUAAGGUCGUCAACCUGGUCACCAUAAAGAUGAAACUUCCAAGGGCGAUGCGGGUCCACCCUGCCGUUCACGUCGGCUUGCUUAUACCAGCCUGGGGUUCCCGGUUCCGCCUCCCUGGCCCCCUCCUCCGUCCGGUUCGUGGACGGGGGUCGAGUCUUUUCUGAGCGGUGGCUGUUGUCCUCACGCUCUAGGGUGAGGAGGUGCAGUAUUUGUUAGAUUGGGAGGGCAGUUUUGGGUACUUUCUAGAUUUAUUGUUGACCUCACGCUCAUUCGUGAUUUCCCUGCUGCGCAUCCUGAGGCUCCAGGGCCUUCCAGUGCCAAAGAUUAGGGAGGGGGGUACUGUCAUUCCCUCUGCCUCGCACACACCGGCUCCUGUGAGCAGGCUCCCUACCUGUUCCUUGUUAGUUAAUUCUGUCUUGCAUAUAUGCCUCGUGUCAUGUCAUUUGUUGCUAUUUCAUUGUACCUCUAUGUCACAUUCUUGCAUUCCUCGUUCAACGUUUUUAACUCACGGUAAUCUGACCUUGCUUAAGUUUUUUAGUUUGCCUUUUGUCUCAUGUUUUGGAUACUAUUGCCUCUUGAACUGAUCGCUUGUGUACCGAGCUUUUGUCUGCCAACAAAACCCUCUGAUCGCACGACAAUUUGUCACAAGUCUUGCAUUUGGGUUGUUUCCCAUGUUCCACCCAUGACAAUGUUUAAUUAAAUACACUACAAAGACAAGAUGUUUAACAUUCAAGCUGAUAAACUAACUGAUAACAUAACAAAUAAUCAUUAACAGAAUUUUAUGUCAGCAACACGUUCCAAAAAUGCCGGGACAGGGUCAUUUUUCCCAGUGUUACAUCACCUUUUCUUUUAACAUUCAAUAAACGUUUGGGAAAUGAGGACACUAAUUGUUGAAGCUUUGUUGGUGAAAUUCUUUCCCAUUUCUACUUGAUGUACACUCAACUCAACGCCAGUGGGGUACGUAGUAACGCUAAGAGGAAAGCUUUAUUUCUUUUUGCAAAACAAUUGAAGCCAGAUGUGUUUUUUCCAAGAAUGUCACUCAACAAUGGAUAAUGUCAACUUCUGGAGAGCAAAAUGGGGAAAACAGCAAACUGCUCUCUCAUGGAAUAGAAUUUUAGACAUACAUGGUUAUAACACAAGAACUGAAACCAAAGCAUUGUUAACCAUAGAUUGUAUUCUGUCAUAAUGGCUGAUUCAAUUCACAAAUACAUAUUUGAUUCUUGGUGGGGAUUUCAACAAUAUUUUGGAUUUGUCUUUGGAAAGAUUUCCAGUUAAAUAGAUUCAUCAUUCAUUCAUCAUUUUUAGAGACUUUAUGGAAAAAAUGUAUUUUGUGUAUGGAGGAUGAAGAACCCAAAUAGUUGACAAUUCACUUGGUGCAAAAAAUCACAAUCAUAGCAGUCUUGCACUACUGACUAAUUUUGGCAGAUUUAGAUAUCAAUAAAAUAGCAGUGUAUAGAUGCCGAACACCUUUAACUGAUCAUAAAGCAAUAAGUAUAUUGAUGAAUACCUCUUCUGAUUCAAAACCCGUCACUCGUUCCAGUUACUAAAGUGCUCUACAUUACAUAAUAAUGAAAAUCACAUCAUAAUUACAGAAUCGAUUGCAUUUUACUGGUUAAAAGCAUUAAAAAAAAAAAAACUUUGAAUUGAAUUGGGAACUCCUAAAACACGCAAUAGCAAAAUUUCUCAGACAGAGUGGUGCUCAGGCUGUUGAAGCGAAAAAAGCAGAAGAAUUAAAGAUUCUCUCAAUUUUUACAGACUUAUCCUGCAAAGGAUAUCCUCACCUUAACAGAGAAUGAAAAAGAAAAACUAGCAUCUUUCCAAGUACAACUUGAUGAGCUAUACUCCCAAAAAGCAAAGUGCGCCUUAGUCAGAUUUCAUGCAAAAUGUUUGGAAGAGGGGACGCAAUACUUUCAUUACUUCUUUAACCCAAAAAAACAUCAUGUCACUAACAUUUGUAAAUCAAAUGUAGUUGUAUCUGACGACAAGAAAAAAAUAGACUUCUGUUUAAAAUUUUAUAGAGACCUGUAUACCGUAUUUUUGGGACUAUAAGUCGCAGUUUUUUUCAUAGUUUGGCUGGGGGUGUGAAUUAUUCUCCAGAGCGACUUAUAUGUGAAUCCAUCCAUCCAUUUUUCGAGUCACGUAUUGGUUAUUUUCACACUGACAACCAUAGGAGCCCCGUGUAUCUGUACCUACUACUUCUGAAAAUUCAGCAUUUCAACAUUAGCUGUAACUUAAAACAGGUGAGAAGGACUGGAGAAAAAUGCCAUUGAAGAGAAAAUCAUAUUCUGCACAUUAUUUUAAAUAACAUUACAAUGUUGUGAAACAGUGACGACAAAAGUACUUCUUACCAUGAAUGCAACUUGUUGUGCUUCAUACGUCAUUACAUUAAAGGGCCACGGACAUAUCUAUAAACAUUCUAAAAUAGAUAUUGUAAUGAAAACUACAUAUAACAUUCACUUCAAUGUCAAUACGAAAAAAUAAACAUGAGCGGAGUGUGUGUCAUCAAUGUGAAAAGUUGCGGAAGUCUCACUCGACAUUGAAGUGGUAGGCAUAUUGCCUGCAAAGUCACACUGGGAUAUUCGCCAUUGACAAAAAGAUAGUGGCACCUCCAAUGGGAGAGGAACAACAGAGAUUUUCAGAUAUUUCCGACGCCCCUUCUGACACGGAAGCUGUUUUGGACAAAGGAAACAUCUCACAACUGAGUGAGGUGACUGGGGCAGUAUUACCCUAUCGUUUCGAGCCAUAUUUAGAUGAUAUGCGGAUCACUUCUAACUAACAACAGACUCCCAGACAGUAUGCAUGAGAGAGCCCAGCCCAAGCGAUGCAUGCACGCAUGGCUUCUGCGGUGGCUCGUCCGCCGACCUACUAUGGGGCACGGAAGCUCUGCCAAACCUGUGAUUUGCUAUAUUUAUAUGACAUGCAGUUCACUUCUAACUAACAGACUCCCCGGCAGUAUGUAUGACAGUGUGUAGUAUACUCAGCGGCGAACGACAACAACGCUGUAAAGCAGCCUAGCUUGGCGCCGCAAUGAGUCACCCCAGCUCAGCACCGCGAUGAGCCACCCUAGCCGAAGCCGUAAUCAGCGGAGGCGGUGCACCGAAGCCGUGAUCGGCGGACGCAGCGCGCCGACACGCUCAUUGAUACAUUGCACCUUGACCCAAAACAGCAGGUCAGAGUACCCACCCUUUUUGGAGUUCUGAGGGGGAGUGAUGGAGAAUGCAGCCCUACAUAGAAAAAAAGAACCAGUCGCACUCACAAUCACACCUACAGGCAAUUUACUGGAUAGUCCCCAAUGAAUGCAUGUUUUGGGGAUUUGGGAGGAAACUGGAGAAAACCCACACAGGCACAGGAAGAAUAUGCAAACUUCACACAGGCGGGUUUGGGAUUUACAACCUGUCCUUUUUUUUCCUAUGCACUGCCACAAGUUAGAUUUUUAUAUAUACAUUUACAAAAGAUGGAUAACUGAAAGGUAAUGCAGCUCUAUGGGGGCAUAAGUCAGUGCAAUCUGUAGGCUGGUCCCAAGCCCAGAUAAAUGCAGAGGGUUGCAUCAGAACGGGCAUCUGGGGUAAAACUGUGCCAACAAAAUAUGAGCAUUCAUGUGAAGAAUUCCAUGCCAAAUCGGUCGUGGCCCGGGUUAACAACGCCCUCCCCAGCACCUCUAACUUGUAGGGCAUCGGUGAAAAUUCAACUACUGUGGGUUGAAGACAAAGAAGAGGAGGAAACCUUAUUUGUCGGCAGAAGAAGAGGAAUGCACAUAGCCUACAACUGAGUGUAGGGACUUUGAAUAUUGGGACUAUGACAGGAAAAGCUCAGGAGUUGGUUGACAUGAUGAUUCAGAGAAAGGUUGAUACAAUGGACAUGUUGGUAAAGGAAACGGGGGUGAUGAAGACGUGAUGAGUCAGUACACCUCUUUGCCAGGGAAGGAGCCCGAGUUGGUACAUGAAGUUGAGAAGUUCCGACUAGAUAUAGUUGGACUCACCUCUAUGCACCGCUUGGGCUUUGGCACCACUCAUCUUGAGAGGGGCUGGACUUUGCUCCACUCUGGAGUUGCCCAAGGGGAGAGACGCCGAGCAGGUGUGGGUAUACUUAUUGCCCCCCCAGCUCGGGGCCUGUACAUUGGGGUUUACCCCAGUGGAUGAGAGGGGAGCCUCCCUCCGCCUGCAGGUAGGGGGAAGUGUCCUGACUGUUGAUUGUGCUUAUACACCAAACAGCAGUGCAGAGUAACCACUGUUUUGGAGUCCUUAGAGGAAGUGCUGGAGAGCGCCCCCUCUGGCGACUACAUCAUUCUGCUGGGGGACUUCAAUGCCCACAUGGGCAAUGACGGUGACACCUGGAAGGGCGUGGUGGGGAAGAAUGGCCCCCCCGAUCAGAACUCGAGUGGGGUUCUAUUAUUGGACUUCUGUCCUCAUCACGGAUUGUCCAUAACAAACACAAUGUUCAGGCAUAAGGGUGUUCACGUGUCUACUUGGCACCAGGACACCCUAGGUCGCAGUUCGAUGAUCAACUUUCUGGUCGUGUCAUUGGACUUGCAACCGCAUGUCUCGGAUGAAGGGAGGGACGGAGCUGUCAACUGAUCACCACCUGGUGGUGAGUUGGCUCGGAUGGUGGGGUAGAUGCCAGUCCGACGUGGCAGGCCCUAACGUAUUGUGGCCGUCUGCUGGAAACGGCUGGCAGAUUCCCCUGUCAGAAGGAAUUUCAACUCCCACUUCCGAAAGAACUUUGCUCACGUUCCGGAAGAGGCGGAGGACAUUGAGUCCAAGUGGACGAUGUUCCGUGCCUUCAUUGCUGAGGCGUCUGACCGGAGCUGUGGCCGUAAGGUGGUCAGUACCUAUCGUGGUGGCAACCCACGAACACAUUGGUGGAAACCAACAGUGAUGGAUGCUGUCAAGCUGAAGAAUGAGUCCUAUCGGGCAUUUCUGGCCUGUGGGACUCCCGAGGCAGCUGAUAGGUAUCGGCUGGCCAAGCGGAAUGCCACUUUGGUGCUCGGUGAGGCAAAAACCCGGGUGUGGGAGGAGUUUGGUGAGGCCAUGGAGAACGACUUCAGGACAGCUUCGAAAUUCUGGUCCACCAUCCGGCGUCACAGUGCAGUGCACAGUCAACACUGAGUAGAGUGGGGACGGGGCGCUGCUGACCUCAACUCGGGAUGUUAUGAGUCGGUGGGGAGAGUACUUUGAACACCUCCUACAUUCCACCAACAUGCCUUCCCUUGAGGAAGCUGAGUUUGGGUGAUCUUAAGCGGGCUCUUCUAUCUCUGGGGAUGAGGUCACCGAUGUGGUUAAAAAGCUCCUUGGUGGCAGGGGCCCGAGGGUUGAUGAGAUUCUGGAGAGGAGUGUCCAUCAGGAAGUCAAGUCUCGGAUUCAGGAGGAGCAAUGUGGCUUUUAUCCUGGCUGUGGAACAGUGGACCAUCUCUACACUCUUGGCAGGAUCCUCGAGGGUGCAUGGGAGUUUGCCCAAUCAGUCUACAUGUGUUUUGUGGACUUGGAGAAGGCAUUCGACCGUGUCCCUCGGGAAGUCCUGUGGGAAAUUCUUCAGGAGUAUGGGGUACUGAACCCCCUGAUAUGAGCUGAUCGGUCCCUGUACGACCGCUGUCAGAGUUUGGUCUGCAUUGCUGGCCAUAAGUCGGUGAUCAUGAGCGUCUGCAGUGAUGCGGACAUUGUAUCGGUCUGUUGUGGGAAAGAGGGAGCGAAGUCGAAAGGCGAAGCUCUCAGUUGACCAGUUGAUCUACGUUCCUACCCUCACCUAUGGGCAUGAACUGUGAGUAGUGACCGAAAGAACAAGAUCCGGAAACAAGGGGCCGAAAUGAGUUUCCUCCACAGGGUGUCAGGGCUCUCCCUCAGAGAUAGGAUGAGAAGCCAGGACAUCCGGGAGGGGCUAAGUGUCGACCCGCUCCUCCUCCGCAUUGACGAGAGCCAGAUGAGGUGGCUGCAGCAUCUGAUUCGGAUGCCUCCCGGACGCCUCCUUGGUGAGGUGUUCCGGGCAUGUCCCACCAGAAAGAGACCCCGAGGACGACCCAGGACACACUGGAGAGACUGUCUCUUGACUGGCUUGGGAACGCUUCGAGAUCCCUCCGGAAAAGCUGGGAGAAGUGGCUGGGGAAAGGGAAGUCUGGGAAGCUACUUACCCACGACCUGACCAAGAAAAGCAGUAGAUAAUGGAUGGAUGGCUGCAUACUAAAAAACACACUCUUCCUGUCAGUGGCCCUUUAAACUUCUUGCAGGCGUUGAGACUUCCGUCUUUUUAUCGUGAACAUAAUUCAAUUUGAUUUGCCAUCAUGAUAGUGCGAUGGUGAACGGUUCUUGCCGACAAAGCCAUGUCUUUUUUUCGUUUGGUCAUCUUGUUUUUAUGCGAAGUUGGCAAAAUGUUUAUUGGCAACAUAGGGGACGAAUGCUUUGGCAUACUCCCCAUUUGUGGAUGUAGACACACAGCAGAACCCUCCCACUCCACAAAGCCUGUCCAUUCUUGUUGAAAACUUUGCUGGUACUCAUAUUUUUUUUCUUUGAGCAACCUUUGUCAAAAGCAUUUCCAUAAUUACAUAGUUGUUCCAACACGAUCGGCAUUCGACCCAAAGCCUGUGGACCUUGGCAACCCCACCAGGAUAACCCUUCUCUGCAUCAUUUGCAUUGCCCGCACGACAGAAAUCACAUGUACAGUAUGUAGUUAUGAGGACUUCGCUAGCCAUUAUGCAACCACCAAAAGAGCCAGGUAUGGCUUGCGACCCUUAGGUUCCCGACCCCUGCUGUGGGAGCAGUGGAUGACCAAUGGCAAGGACAGCUUGCGGGUGAAUCCGCCAUGCAACUUUCCGGGAAGUCAUUGGAUGGGUCAACAGAGUAUGGGCUUUCAGUGACAACCAAAACGAUUCAGAAAGGCUAGAAUCGGCUCGUUGUAGCUGCAAUUGACGAUGAGUCUAACGUAAACGACGUAGAAGAGGCCAUCUACCUCUGGAAUUGGUGGACUAGUUUAGUAGUGACACCGAGGAUGAAGAUUUCAUUGGGUUUUAGUAACCGGAUAGUUGGAGUGACAAGGAUGGAUUUGGUCAACUUCUUAGUAUGUUAUGUAUGGUGUAAUUUUCGGAAUAACUUCAUAUGUUAUGUUGAAAUACCAGGCACGUUUUCAGUUUUGUCAUGUAACGUAAGGAUACCGUUCAGCCUGUUGUUCCGUCAAUUUCAUUUGUAUUUUAAAUUGUUUGUCAUUUAAAUUUUAAAUGACGUAUGUUCUUGGUGGUGGAUUUGAUCAAAUAAAUUUUCCUCAAAAAUGCGACUUACAGUGAAGAAAAAAAGUAUUUGAACACCGUGCUAUAUUGCAAGUUCUCCCACUUCGAAAUCAUGGAGGGAUCUGAAAUUUUCAUUGUAGGUGCAUGUCCACUGUGAGAGAGAUAAUGUAAAAAGGAAAAUCCAGAAAUCACAAUGUAUUAUUUUUCAAUGAUUUAUUUGUGUGAUACAGCUGCAAAUAAGUAUUUGAACACCUGAGAAAACCAAUGUUAAUAUUUGGUACAGUAGCCUUUGUUUGCAAUUCCAGAGGUCAAACGUUUCCUGUAGUUGUUCACCAGGUUUGAGUGGUGAACAACAGGUUUCGGUGGUCGUUGAGGCAAAACCCCGGGUGUGGGAGGAGUUCAGCGAGGCCAUGGAGAAUAACUUCAGGACGUCUUCGAGGAAAUUCUGGUCCACCAUCCGACGUCUCAGGAGGGGGAAGCCGUGCAUCCUCAACACUGUGUAUAGUGGAGACAGGACGCUGCUGACCUCAACUCGGGAUGUUGUAAGUAGGUGGGGAGAAUACUUCGAAGACCUCCUCAUUUCCACCAACAUGCCUUCCCACGAGGAAGCUGAGUCUGGGUGCUCUGCGGCAGGCCCUUCUAUCUCUGGGGUUGAGGUCACCGAGGUGGUUAAAAAGCUACUUGGUGGUAGUGCCCCGGGAGUGGAUGAGAUUCGCCGGGAGUUCCUAAAGGCUCUGGAUGUUGUGGGGCUGUCCUGGUUGACACGCCUCUGCAACAUCACGUGGACAUCGGGGACAGUGCCUCUGGAUUGGCAGACUGGGGUGGUGGUCCCCCUUUUCAAGAAGGGUGACCGGAGGGUGUGUUCGAAUUAUAGAGGGAUCACACUCCACAGCCUCCCUGGUAAGGUCUAUUCACGGGUACUGGAGAGGAGGGUCCAUCGGGAAGUCAAGUCUUGGAUUCAGAGAAGCAAUGUGGUUUUUGUCCUGGCCGUGGAACAAUGGACCAGCUCUACACCCUCGGCAGAAUCCUCGAGGGUGCAUAGGAGUUCGCCCAACCAGUCUACAUGUGUUUGGUGGACUUGGAGAAGGCAUUCGACAGUGUCCCUCUGGGAGUCCUGUUGGGGGUUCUUCGGGAGUAUGGGGUACCGAAUCCCCUGAUACAAGCUGUUCGGUCCCUGUAUGACCGCUGUCAGAGUUUGGUCCGCAUUGCCGGGAAUAAGUCGGACUCGUUUCCAGUGAGAGUUGCACUCCGCCAUGGCUGCCCUUUUGUCACCGAUUUUGCUCAUAACUUUUAUGGACAGAAUUUCUAGGCGCAGUCGAGGCAUAGAGGGUGUCUGGUUUGGUGGCCUCAACAUCGCAUCUCUGCUCUUUGCAGAUGAUGUGGUUCUGUUGGCUUCAUCAAGCCUUGAUCUCCAGCUCUCACUGGAGCAAUUCGCAGCGAGUGUGAAGCGGCUGGCACGAGAAUCAGGACCUCCAGAUCCGAGACUAUGGUCCUCAGUCGGAAAAGGGUAACGUGCUGUCUCCAGGUCGGGGAUGAGAUCGUUCCUCAAGUAGAGGAGUUCAAAUAUCUUGGGGUCUUGUUCACGAGUGAGGGAAGAAUGGAGCGGGAGAUCAACAGACGGAUUGGUGGAGCGUAUGCAGUGAUGCAGACUUUGUAUCGGUCCAUUGUGGUAAAGAUUGAGCUAAGUUGAAAGGCGAAGCUCUCAAUUUACCAGUCAAUCUACAUUCCUACCCUCACCUAUGGGCAUGAACUAUGGGUCGUGACCGAAAGAACAAGAUCCUGGAUACAGGCGGCCGAAAUGAGUUUCCUCCGCAGGGUGUCCAGGCUCUCCCUUAAAGAUAGGGUGAGAAGCUCGGUCAUCCGGGAGGGGCUCAGUGUCGAGCCGCUAUUUCUCCGCAUUGAGAGGAGCCAGAUGAGGUGGCUGGGGCAUCUGAUUCGGAUGCCUCCUGGACGCCUCCCUGGUGAGAUGUUCCGGGCAUGUCCCACCGGAAAAAGACCUCAAGGAUGACCCAGGACGCACUGGAAAGAGUAUGUUUCUUGGCUGGCUUGGGAUCCCUCAAGAAUAGCUGGAAGAACUGGCUGGGGAAAGGGAAGUCUGGGUACUCCUGCUGAAGCUACUUCUCCCGCGACCCGACCCGGAAAAGCGGUAGAUAAUGGAUGGAUGGAUGGAUGGAUGGAAGACAUCGAAUAUCAUAUCAAAAUGUAUAUGUAUACCUUUUUUUAACCACUCUAUGUACCUAUAUACACCUAUACAAUGUGAUUUCAUUUUUUGAUUUUCAUCCAUACAUCAGUAUAAUGCGCUCUAUUAAUUUUUUGACAAUAUUUUUGGAAAAAUUCGCACAUUAUUUUUGAGUAAUUAUGGUAUAUAUGUUUUUUUCUCCAUUUUUAUGGAUUUUAUGGCUGGUGCGACUUGUACUCCGGAGCGACGUAUAGCCCGGAAAAACAACAGUAUACAGUAGUUCUCAAUUUAACCAAUCUGCAGCUGACCAUUAUUUACAUGGCCCUGUUGUUAAAACAAUACCUGAGGUAGAAAGAGAUGACUGCAAUAGACCCAUUUCUCCACAAGAAGUACAAAAUGCCAUGAAUCAACUUAAAAGUAAUAAAUUGCCCGGUCUUGAUGGACUUGUAGCUGAUUUUUACAAAUUGUUUAGAACUCAACUUACUCCCUUUCUCCAUAAAGUCUUUGUAGAAUGUAUAAAUAAUUAUUCGCUUCCUCAGUUUAUCUCAAGGUAUUACAGUAUUAGUUCCCAAACCCAACAAGUACGAGCUACUUCUUGACAAUAGAUACCUUUCACUGAACACACGCCAACCACGUGUUUGUUUGUUUGUUUAGGACGGCAAGAUCGUGUCUACUUAUCAUGGCUAGGAAGCGAUAAAUGUAUACUGUAAUGUUUUGGCUACGGUUAUUGUUUGAUCUUUUAUCUUGACAGUCCUUUGACAAAUGAACAUUGUAACCAGAACUAAUUGAGGCACUUGUGGUGGG